CUCCCUGCCAUUAACGCACAGCUUCAACACAGAUCGGUGUUUAAACACCCUGCGCACUAAGUGGCAUCUUUAGCUACACGGUUUCAUUUAAAGCCAUGUCUUCCGGAUCUGUUUUCAUCCAGUUCACUGAUCUAACCGCUGGUUGAUGGUUGGUCCAUUAAUGGCUAAUAUCUCCGCUUGGGCUUCUGGUGUUCAAGUGUAAUGCAGCUGGGUGAUAUCUACAUAACGCGCUGGUCUGUUUUCUCAGCAAACUUGGUGGAUGUGCGUCAUUCUGUGAUUGAUUGUUUUUACAAAGACUGAGCUACUGGGUGUACGCUACGGCUGAGUUUUCAGGCUCUGAUUGUGGAUAUCUGCUCGACUGCUGGUGGUUUAUUUGAAUUAUUUUUUUUUUUUAUGGAUACAACUAGGCAGCCAUACUUUAGCUUUUACACAUCCCAUGUGUUGAAGGAACUUUGAGUCUUCGUUGUAGGAAUAAUAGUUGACUUUCUGUGCUCUCAAUUCUGGUGGUUUGUUUAUCACUCCCUUGCUGAAGACAACAAGCGGAAACGCGUGUGUACACUUCUAUGGCUUGCUGCUUUCAAACAAGUUGCCAUGGCAGCUGGAGUCCAGAUGAAGGUGACCAUCAGCACAGCACGACAGGGAGCGAAGGGGGUACACCGGGGGAUGGCACCCCACCCCCUAAACGCAAGGGCAAGUUCUCCACCCUCGGGAAGAUCUUCAAACCCUGGAAGUGGAGAAAGAAGAAAAGCAGCGAGAGGUUUCAGGAAACUUCAGAAGUUUUGGAAAGAAAGAUGUCGAUGAGAAGACCAAGGCAGGAACUGAUAGAUCAAGGAGUGCUUAAAGAGCUUCCGGAGAAUGAAGCAGUUGAGGCUCAUAGCCAUAAGAUGCCCUAUGUGAAGAAUGGUCACACUUUGCCUGUAGGAGGAGGUGGGGUUAGUGGAGGUCUGGAGCAAGUUCAUUCACCCUCGGAAUCAGAAUUUAGGGUCAAUCCUGUCUGGCUGCCACAACCUGAUGACAGGAGGGGCCGUUCCCCUUCUGAUGGGGAUCAUCGUGGGGCUUUGGGACCACGGGUCUCCAAUCAAGACGAAAAUAGGGAAGGCAGGAGAAGCGGCUGGGCUUCGGGGACAGAGGACUGGAAAUCGAAUAUGGCUUGGCAAGGAGGACGAUUACACCCUGAUAUGGAUAAAAGACCAGGGCUAAUGAAAGCCCCAUCCGAGGAUGGGCGCAGGACUCGCCCCGAUUCGGACUGGAAGCCGACACUUCCCCGGCAUUCAUCAGUUGAGGAUGGAAGAGGGCGGCGAGAGUCUGACAGCAACCAGUAUGUUCCUAACUCUGAGGCUCAAAGGGACACGCUCCGGGAGCCCCUGCCUCCCAAACAAUCCGUAAUGCCCCCAAAGUGGCUGUUGACCUCCCCCCAGGAACCCGGUGUCAACAGCUUGCCUCGCACCCCUGUCCACAACCACGCUGCUGCUUUCUCCUCUUCCUCAGCCUCCUCCAACUCGUCCUCCUCCUCGGCUGUCAGCACAACCGGAAAAACUCUACGAAAUGUCUCUUCGGCUGGCGUCAGCACGCAGGGUGUCGUUCCCCUCACCACCUCCUCAGCGCCGUCCUCUAUGAGCAACGCCCCGGUUCAACCUCCCAAACAUCCCCCUCUCCCUCCACCCAAGCCAAUCAACCGUACCAACAACCCUGGCAUGUUAGCCUCCACCCUGCAGGGGGGUGAUGGGAGCGAGUUCCCUCUAUACUGGUCCUGUUGGAAGCGUGAAGGCGACUAUGACGUCUACCUGUCACUGCCUGUAUACCUCUGCCGGCGGGCAGGAGGCAUGCGCACAGCUGAACUAUCACAAGGAGGUACCAGCCUAUUACCAGUCAAGCCCUCGCCCCCCAUGCCCCCGAAGAGAACAACACCCGUCACCAAACGAAAUGCGGAGGACUCUCCACUCACCAUCUCCUCUCUUCCCUCCAUUCUGUCCGAGGACAUGAGGGCCAACAUCCCUGGGGGCUACCAGCUGCCUCCACCACCCCCUUCCCCACCCCUCCCCACGCACAUCCCCCCUUCCCCUCCACGGGCACACACCCAUCAUCUUCUCCACCAGCACUCUUACCCGUACCCCCUACCACAACCUCUACCCGUCCACUUUGACCCCCCAAGCCCACCGGAGGAACCACCUGUUCGCCAAGCCCCUGUUCCCUUGCACAUCAUGAUCCAGAGGGCGCUGAGCAGCCCGGGACCCGCCCUCCCACACCCAGACAGUUCCCAGCGAGCCCACUCGUUGUUGUUCGAGACGCCACCGGAGUACCAGGGCAGCCGGCCACUGCCAGUCACCAUUCAGCCUCUCAAACUCGAUGAUGAUGACUAUUCAGAUGAUGAUGAAGAGGAGGAGGAUGAUGAAGAUGAACGUCCUCGUGAUCACCUGCCAUCUCCGCAGUCACAACCAGAACUCGAGCCACGUAGCCGCAGGUGUCUGGUGGGGGAUCCGAGCGUCAGCAUCAUCCCUGAAGGAAACACUAGCAGCGAGGAAGAGGAUGAUGAGGAAGAUCAUCAACCAGGGGAGAGCGACUCAGACGGGCCAGUGCUGUACAAGGACGAUGAGUCAGAUGAAGAUGAUGAAGAUGACAGCCCACCAAGUGCCCUGGCCAGCAGGGUAAAGAGGAAGGACACAUUGGCACUAAAGUUGAGCAGUCGGCCCUGUGCUCCAGACAGACAGGCUCCGGAGAGGCAGGCCAGAGGGGAGCACACGAGUCUGUCGUGGCAGAGCAAAGAACAGUGGGAGGCCAUCCGCACACAGAUUGGUACCGCACUCACACGACGACUGAGCCAAAGACCCACUGCUGAGGAGUUGGAACAGAGGAACAUUCUCCAACCUAAAAAUGAAGCAGACAGACAAGCAGAAGUCAGAGAGAUCAAGCGCAGACUCACCAGAAAGCUGAGUCAACGGCCAACCGUGGCUGAACUGCAGGCCCGAAAAAUCUUGCGUUUUCAUGAGUAUGUGGAGGUCACAAGCGCCCAGGACUAUGACCGUCGUGCUGAUAAGCCAUGGACCAAACUUACUCCUGCAGACAAGGCUGCUAUUCGUAAAGAGCUUAAUGAAUUUAAAAGCUCUGAGAUGGAAGUGCAUGAGGACAGCAGAAUUUACACAAGAUUCCAUCGUCCUUAAUGUAAAAUUUGAACUGGAAAAUGAAGCACUUAAAUGCCGGUGGAACUUGGGGAAGAACCAUUCUGAUGAGGAGCGCUUCCUUACGGAUUGCUUUUAAUAUUACUGAAUGUACUCGGAUGCACUUGGUGCAUUCAAAUAAGAUCAACAAAAUGCAACUGCUUCCUAGUUCUCUACCCACCGACUAUACAUUCAGGUUGGGAGGAAGGACCUCUGGGGGACAGAUGCUGUAUUUCCCCUAGACUUUGGGGGACCCACGUGCCAAUACAGAGAGACGAUGAAGGACUCAUAGAGGAUGCGUGAAGUGUUACCUGUGCCAAUGGUAGACGUUACUCUGCUCUCAUUGGCUGAUACGUCACUUUUUUUGUCUGUUCUCUGAACGACUCUUUUGUGCUGUUACUUCAUAGGACAAAUUUUAUUUCCUUUCAGGGAAGUGUAACAAAGUUAAAAAUAAUAGUAAUAAUAAUGAUGUGACAAUAAUAAAUACAGUAAUACUACAGUAAGUGUUAGUUACUGAGCUUAGCAGGAAGCGUGGACAGCAGAACUGCAAGUCUGGACGUUAUUGUGUAUUUGUAUAUGUUUGUAUAGGCUGCUGUUAUUUUCUCCUAGACUGAAGUUUUCAAAAAAAUGUUUAAUGUUAGAAACUUUAAGGUUUUAUUUUAAUUUUAUGGCCGUCUAUAUUCAAGACAUAGUUGCAGAUUUUCCACAUACUUUUUGUUCCUCAAAUAUAUGAGCUGUUAUAUAAACAUUGCAUAUCACACUAUUGAUCUACAGUAAAACUGCAAUGUAUGGUCAUGUACACAUUUCUUUUAAGUAAAUAUGAGGUCAAGCCAUUUCAAUUUGAAAGUGCCCAAAUCGUGUUUAUUUCUACAUAAGAAGGAUUUUCUGAAUAUUUAUUCUAAACAUUUUAGGGAAGAAUUUAGAGCGGGCAUGCACUGACAUCGCUUUUCUUACGUGUGGCUGACAGGGUUGUUACUGCGGCAGGAACUCCUUUAAUUUUUGCAAUUUUAGUAUUGUUUUUGGCCAGUAGGAUAUUAGAAAUUGCUCUGCUGUACAGAUCCAUUCUGUAGAUGAAACUGACUCUUUGUGUAUAUCUUGUCUUCCUUUUAUUUUGAAAAGUAUUUUAAAUAUAUUGAAACUCAUAUAGGUUACUAUUUUUUUAAGCACAAAAUUAUUAGUGUAUUAUUCAACACUACAACGAUGGGAGCAGAAUGUACCUGUUCCGUGUUAAUGUAGUGUUGUCUGUUCAUGCUUUUUAAUUAUAUGUGAACUUUUAGAAAAUGACAGUAAAUUUGCUUUUUAGAUGUAAACACCUAAAUCUAAAUUAAAAUGCUUACCAAUA
Misgurnus anguillicaudatus (oriental weatherfish) is the source of this 4497-nucleotide messenger RNA. NCBI's taxonomy places the organism in Eukaryota, Metazoa, Chordata, Actinopteri, Cypriniformes, Cobitidae. The record is from RefSeq and is a predicted model, not a curated record.